ACCCCUCGUUCCUUCUCGCCUUCUCGGGAGCAAAACGUCGGACACCUGCGGCCUCCUUCGCCACCUCCAUGAGAAAGCCCCACAAGCUUCUGCCCAACUACCUUCUCCUCUACCGACGCACCAGACCCUACACCUCAACCGCGGCCAACCCCGUCGCGGCCGCCUCCGCCGUCCUCCGUGACCUCGAUCUCCUGGACGCCGGCGAGCUCGCCCCGACCCCGCGCGUUUACCGCUCGUUCAUAACCGCCUGUGCGCAAUCCAAGAACCUCGAGGAUGCCAGGAAGAUCCACGCGCACCUGGGCAGCUCCCGGUUCGCCGGCGACGCCUUCCUCGACAACUCGCUCAUCCACAUGUACUGCAAGUGCCGCAGCGUGCUGGACGCGCGGAAUGUGUUCGACCAAAUGCGGAGGAAAGACAUGGUCUCCUGGACCUCGCUCAUUGCCGGGUACGCGCAGAACGACAUGCCGGUGGAGGCCAUCGGGCUGCUCCCUGGCAUGCUGAAGGGGCGGUUCAAGCCAAACGGGUUCACGUUCGCCAGCCUCCUCAAGGCUGCCGGCGCUUAUGCUGACAGCGGCACCGGGAGGCAGAUCCAUGCUCUCGCUGUGAAGUGUGGUUGGCAUGAGGACGUCUAUGUUGGGAGCGCGCUUCUCGACAUGUAUGCGCGGUGUGGGAAGAUGGACAUGGCCACCGCAGUGUUUGACAAACUUGACUCGAAGAAUGGGGUUUCCUGGAACGCAUUGAUCUCCGGGUUUGCAAGGAAGGGUGAUGGAGAGUCUGCUCUGAUGACCUUUGCAGAGAUGCUGAGAAAUGGGUUUGAAGCGACACAUUUUACAUACUCCAGUGUCUUCAGUUCUAUCGCUCGUUUAGGUGCUCUUGAGCAGGGGAAGUGGGUGCAUGCACAUGUGAUUAAAUCUCGGCAGAAACUGACUGCAUUUGUUGGAAAUACAUUGCUUGACAUGUAUGCAAAAUCAGGGAGCAUGAUCGACGCGAGAAAGGUGUUUGACCGUGUGGAUAAUAAGGAUCUAGUUACUUGGAACUCAAUGCUCACAGCAUUUGCACAAUAUGGGCUCGGGAAGGAAGCAGUUUCCCAUUUUGAGGAGAUGAGGAAGUCUGGCGUUUACCUGAAUCAGAUCACCUUCCUUUGCAUUUUGACUGCCUGUAGCCAUGGAGGACUGGUGAAGGAGGGCAAGCGCUACUUUGAAAUGAUGAAGGAGUACGAUUUAGAACCAGAGAUUGAUCAUUAUGUUACGGUUGUUGCUCUUCUCGGCCGAGCUGGUUUACUAAAUUAUGCUCUGGUCUUUAUAUUUAAAAUGCCCAUGGAGCCAACUGCUGCAGUUUGGGGAGCCUUGCUUGCGGCUUGCAGAAUGCAUAAGAAUGCUAAAGUAGGGCAAUUUGCAGCUGAUCAUGUAUUUGAACUUGACCCAGAUGAUAGUGGUCCACCUGUCUUGCUGUAUAACAUAUAUGCUUCCACAGGCCAAUGGGAUGCUGCAGCCAGAGUGAGGAUGAUGAUGAAGACAACUGGUGUGAAGAAGGAACCUGCAUGCAGUUGGGUUGAGAUGGAGAAUUCUGUGCACAUGUUUGUGGCAAAUGAUGAUACCCAUCCACAAGCGGAAGAGAUAUAUAAGAUGUGGGGUGAGAUAAGCAAGAAGAUUAGGAAAGAAGGAUAUGUUCCUGAUAUGGAUUAUGUGCUUCUGCAUGUAGAUGAUCAAGAGAAGGAGGCAAACCUACAGUACCACAGCGAGAAGCUUGCGCUUGCAUUUGCACUGAUCGAAAUGCCUGCAGGGGCAACAAUUCGUAUCAUGAAAAAUAUUAGGAUAUGUGGGGAUUGCCACUCUGCAUUCAAAUACAUCUCCAAAGUUUUUGGAAGGGAGAUUGUUGUGAGGGACACAAAUAGAUUUCAUCAUUUCAGUAGUGGAUCUUGUUCCUGUGGAGAUUACUGGUGAUUCUGCCAAGAUGUAGUGCGUUUAUAAAUCUACAAGGCCAUGGUUUGAUUCAGUAACAGCCAACAGGAACCUUUUUAUGGACUGAUAAAGGGCAAAGUUUUUCUGCUUGAUUGUCUCUGUUGACAGAGCAAACAGCACGUGCGGCCCUGAAGAUCAUUUGACAUCCUUCAUGAGGGAUGAACUCCAGAAGACAUGCACUUUCAUCCUUGUAGCGCAAUCACUAAAAUUUCGCAGGUUGCUAAAACAGCAUCAUUGUCUUCAUGAUUCCUGGGAGAAAAGUAGACCUCCAUUUGGAGGCACAAUCUCCGACUGGAAACACACUUCAGAUGGCUUUAUUUUCCAGAGAGAGAACAAUUUAGAUAUCCGUAAUUCUACAAGUGCAAGGCUGGGUGAUUUUGCUACAUAUGCAUGGUGUACAUUUCAGAGUAUAUCGGGUUCAGCUCAGAGCUCACGAAGCGCAAUGCACGGUGAUUUUGCUAACCAUUGCCCUUUGGGACUGAUGAUGGCUCUUUUGUAGUCACUUGCUCGUCGUUCUUUCGGUCCAUGCUCCUCGUGCACUACUCCACAAAAUAUGUCCCUUUUGGAACUGCCAGAAGCCUCUGGGACUGGGAAUAUGCGUGGUUGUUCUGCUCGGCCACUGGAGGUGAUUGUCCAACAAGGGGAUGCACUUGAUUCAGUCUGGCGACAGUGACAGAUCGGUUUACUCUUCCUUGGUUGAGGAGAUAAAGCUACUCCUAAACCUACGUAGAACUAGUAUUAAUCAUGUUAGACGCUCACAACAUAAGGUUAGCAAUUAUUUGGCUAUCUUUGCUCGUGUGGAAGGCAGAACUAUGAUUUCGCUAGGGUCUGGCCCUCCUCGUGGGCCGAUUGAGUUGAACAAUGUUGAUUGUAAUGCUCUUCUGGUUGAGUAAUACAAGUGUUUUACCCGCAAAAAA
Triticum aestivum (bread wheat) is the source of this 2878-nucleotide messenger RNA. Its product is annotated as pentatricopeptide repeat-containing protein At3g24000, mitochondrial. The transcript is spliced from 2 exons. Bases 69 to 1943 code for a protein of 624 amino acids. Gene Ontology annotation, biological process: RNA modification. Gene Ontology annotation, molecular function: protein binding; RNA binding; zinc ion binding. Lineage: Eukaryota; Viridiplantae; Streptophyta; Magnoliopsida; Poales; Poaceae. The record is from RefSeq and is a predicted model, not a curated record.